Molecule: messenger RNA, 507 nt
Organism: Dibothriocephalus latus
Lineage: Eukaryota; Metazoa; Platyhelminthes; Cestoda; Diphyllobothriidea; Diphyllobothriidae
Source: the annotation of a GenBank genome assembly
AUGAGCAACGGUGAACCACCGGAACAUCCCAAAGGCAUUCUUAAGCACGUUGCAGAUGGGAAAAAGUGCAAGACAUUUCAAUGGGAUGAGAUGAACAUCUUGGCCACUUAUCAUCCGGCCGAUAAGGAUUAUGGUCAUAUACACAUUGAUGAGCCCGAUACACCCUACAAUUUCGAGUAUAAUCCGAACGACCCCAGUGUAGCAGAUGGUCAGGCUGUGUCACCCGAAGCUCUUGCAAGCAUGCUGGAAAAGGUGUCUGGUUCAGCGCCCAAAAUGUUGGAGGCAAAUAUGGCGAAGUCCAAGAGUGUGCCGCAGUUUAAAUAUGUGGUCCGCACAUCCAUGCCAAACACGGAAUCCGGCCUGUAUAGACCUAGUCCUCGAGUCACACACACCUGGAAUCGUCUGAGAAACGAAGAUCUUCGCAGCUACGUUUAUAAGGCCUAUGCCGCGGUAUUUCUCGCAUCUCGUCUUAUUUUCAUUCGCGAGGACAAGUACAAGGAUGCUUGA